Molecule: messenger RNA, 429 nt
Organism: Lactuca sativa (garden lettuce)
Lineage: Eukaryota; Viridiplantae; Streptophyta; Magnoliopsida; Asterales; Asteraceae
Source: RefSeq, a predicted model, not a curated record
AUGAACAAGGAGGAGGUCACACUCAGCAAAUUUCAAGGGCUUUUGAAGACCGUUGAAACUGGUCUUAAAGGCAAAUCGGUUGUUACUACUCCUACUCCUACCGCCGCCCCUAUUUCGGCAAUCGGGAAAAGUAGAAGGAAGAAAAGGAAGACCCCUUCGAAGGGUACCAAGGGAAAUUCUCUUAGUGGCUCAUCUUUAAGUGGAAACAAAGGUGGUUCCAUCACUCCUUCUUCCAACCUAAAAGAAGCUCAAUGCUUCUAUUGUAAGGAAAGAGGGCACUGGAAACGAAGCUACCCCAAGUACCUGCAAGAUGUUAAAGAUGGGAAGGUGGCGGUGGUUUACGAUGGCCAAGACGCACCUCCGGUAAAGUUGUUUCUAGCCGAGAAAAUAAGAAAGAUAGGGGGAGAGUUUAAGUGGCAAUUGAUGUGA